UGCGUUGGCUGCAGCUGCCGCCGAUAUACCACUGCACGAGGCUGGAGUAAAAGGCUAUCUUGGGGCAUGACGGGAGCGAGGUUGGGACGUGCAGUCCUUGCGUCUGGCGCAAGGGAUUCUGCCGUUGCUUCCCUACCACGCCGAGCAGCAGGACUGGUGACGAGCAAGGGAUGCAAUGGAGUGCUCAGCAGAGUUCCUGCGGCUGCGAGUCAGUCGCUACGUACCAACGCUGCUAGGAGCGUAGGUGGCGGCCUAACUGGAGACAGCAUCUUGCGACCCGAGGGGAGCUUGGGCGGCAGCUACAACGGCGGUUUUCCCAAGUUGUUCGAAGGCGUUCGUAGUACCCCCGCUCGGCAGUUUCAUUCCACUCGACCUGCCGAGAAGAGAGACUUCUACGACGUGCUGGGGGUCGCCAAAGGGGCGGACAAGUCGGAGUUGAAAAAGAAGUACUUCCAGCUGGCCAAGAAAUAUCACCCCGAUCAGAACAAGGACAACCCCGACGCUAAAGCCAAGUUCCAGGAGGUCACCGAGGCCUACGAAGUGCUAAGUGACUCGGACAAGCGAAGUCGGUAUGACCAGUUCGGGCACGCAGGGGUCGAUCCCAACAACGCCGGAGCCGGUGGUCCUGGGGGAGGCGGUGACCCGUUCGCAGGCUUCGGGGGUUUCCGAGGAGACCCCUUUCGGCAAGGGGGAUUCCAGUCCAACGUAGAUAUCGACCCCCAAGACCUCUUCGAGCAGCUGUUCGGGGCGCAGAUGGGCGGGAGGCAGAGGAGACCACGGGGCCCGAGGCCUGGCCAGGAUCUGCAGCUGCGGAUGAAACUGUCCUUCUUGGAAGCAGCGUUUGGGACAACUCGAUCCCUGGACGUGACCUAUCACGUCGUGGAAGGCGGCAAGAGAAGGCGCAAGACCAGGAGCGUAAAGGUCAAGGUUCCCGGGGGAGUGGAGAGCGGCAUCGCUAUCCACGUCCGAGGGGAGGGAGCUGAAGGAGAGAAGGGCGCCCCGAACGGCGACCUCUACGUGCAGCUCGAGGUGGCACCUGACCCGUACUUCGAGAGAUCCGGAGCGGACUUGCACGUGACGGCCGAUGUUAGCAUCGCUCAGGCGGUCCUUGGUGGCAAGGUUGACAUCAUGACCAUCGAUGGAAUGGUGGAAGUGACGAUCCCGAAGGGGGCACAGCCGGAUGCGGUACUGAUGCUGAGGGGGAGAGGUCUGCCGCGGUUGACGGGCUCCGGCGCCAGUGCCGGGCGAGGCAACCAGCUCGUGCAUCUCAGGAUCCUGAUUCCAACCAAGCUCAGCGAUCGGCAGCGCAAGCUGAUGGAGGACCUCCGAGAAGAGGACGACAGGUUAGCCGGGAGAGGGAGCUCCAAGACGAAGGCUUCCUCGGAGGGGACAGACUCCAAAUCCUCUACCGGUAGCAGCAGUAGCGGCGGCGCCGACGGUGCAGCCUUCUCCGACGAGGACGCUCGAAGCGGUAUCAGCGGGUUCAUGCGGGACGCCUAUGACAGGGUGAAGUCGCACCUGGCCGGGAAGGAGGCGAAGGAGAAGAAGCAAAAUGCGUCUUCGUCGAAAUAGGGAGAGAGGAAGGAGGCAUAUUUUUUGAUGAUUUUUGUGCUGGCGCUCCGAGACUCCGCUCGCUGCCAACGACAGCCUCAAAUGGUUCUGUAGCACGAUGUUUUUGGGUGUACCUACAAGAGAGGCAAGGGGCGCAUGAGGGAGGACUAAAGCGAAGGAAUUAUCGUUUCUUGUUUUUUGUCCCGGCAGUGGUUGAACCUUCGUGUCCUUGACCUGUGCCCCGUUUUAGUUACUCCGGCAGCGUGGAUGCCGAACUGCAGCCCCUCCGAAACUCGUGUCGGAGACACUGGCGGCGAGACCGUGCUGUCGUAGGUCUGUAGUUUGCCGUGACGUUGAGCGCAUCCACUCGAGUUGCUGACAUGGUUUUGAUGCCAUGGUACCUUCGAUUAUUUGCCGCAAGGUUCCUCUCGGCGUCGGGGGUCAUGGUGAGGCGGCGUUGUCUCUUUGCGUGGGCUUAUGUCCGCUACGGCUGUGGGCCAAUUUCCGCUCCUCGGCUGAACAAGAGUGCCGUCAACGAAUCAUAACUUCCAACAGGAGGUCGAACUCAUCCUGCGCGAGAUGGUGAGACUAAAAAAAGACUUCAGGCGGGGCGGGUGUGGCCGAGAGCUCACUUGGCUCGAGUGCCAUAUGAGACAGUUUGAGGCGCCCGGUUGUUUACAAAUCUCUUGAGUGGCUCGGUAGUGUCGCUUUUUUGCGCCUUUUCCGAAUGCCACUGCCUGAAGUAGCGGUUGACCUGUCGUGUCUUCACACGUCUUGCAUGCAUGACAGGAGUUUCAGCCAGCUUGAACUAGCAACGCCGACGAUGCUAGUCAGCUUGCGUUUACGUCUAUCCUACUAGGGCUAGCAAAUAUUAUUGCGUGGGGGGCUUGCCGUUAGAGGGCCAAACGCGGGGUAGCUACCAAGUGUGUGCGGCGGCGAUUGAAGUUUUGUUCCG
This is a messenger RNA of Ectocarpus sp. CCAP 1310/34, 2506 nucleotides long. NCBI's taxonomy places the organism in Eukaryota, Phaeophyceae, Ectocarpales, Ectocarpaceae. The record is from the annotation of a GenBank genome assembly.